This is a messenger RNA of Pelobates cultripes (western spadefoot toad), 588 nucleotides long. NCBI's taxonomy places the organism in Eukaryota, Metazoa, Chordata, Amphibia, Anura, Pelobatidae. The record is from the annotation of a GenBank genome assembly.
AUGGCGCAAAUUAACCUAAUGUCCCUAAAUGUGAGGGGACUUAACACCCCUGAAAAACACAGCAUGCUGGCCCAGGAGAUUGACAGACAGAGGGCAGACAUCACAUUCAUUCAAGAAACGCACUUCAGGGGGGAGGCACAGCCUAGAAUCAGAGCUAAACACCUCCAACAAUCCUACCAUAGCAACUAUAGGAAAAGCAAAUCUAGAGGGGUAGCGAUUUUAGUGAACACACGAGCGGCCCUCACAGACACCACUGUGAAGGCAGACCCAGGAGGGAGAUUCCUGUUUGUCAAAGGGAAAUGCCUAGGCACGCAGGUAACAUUGGCCAAUAUAUAUGCACCAAAUACAGAUCAGGGCUCAUUCGCCCGAUCAUGCUUAAACAAACUAGAGGCCUUCGCAGAAGGAAUGGUGAUCAUAGGGGGGGACUGGAACAUGGUAUUAGACCAUUCGAUAGACAGCACCACCCACACCAUGGACAAAAGGCGACACCAACGCACCCUACUGGCGAACGCUCUAUUUGCACACCAACUAAUGGAUUGCUGGCGCAUAACCCACCCACAAGACAGGGACUACACCUACACCACCUAA